Messenger RNA from Centrocercus urophasianus (Greater sage-grouse), 1158 nucleotides. RefSeq names its product potassium calcium-activated channel subfamily N member 2 (gene KCNN2). Gene Ontology annotation, biological process: potassium ion transmembrane transport. The record is from RefSeq and is a predicted model, not a curated record. The coding region runs from base 128 to 823 and encodes 231 amino acids. Gene Ontology annotation, cellular component: neuron projection; plasma membrane; neuronal cell body. Lineage: Eukaryota; Metazoa; Chordata; Aves; Galliformes; Phasianidae. Gene Ontology annotation, molecular function: calmodulin binding; small conductance calcium-activated potassium channel activity. The transcript has 6 exons.
GCUGUGAUGGACCCGUGCUUUUCAGUCUGUCUGCAGCGCUGCACAGUAAAGAUGGUGCUCAGGAUGCUGCUGCCCUGCCGUGAGGUACCAUGAUCAGCAGGAUGUUACUAGUAACUUCCUUGGAGCCAUGUGGUUGAUUUCAAUAACUUUUCUAUCCAUUGGAUAUGGUGACAUGGUACCUAAUACAUACUGUGGGAAAGGAGUCUGUUUACUCACUGGAAUCAUGGGUGCUGGGUGCACUGCACUGGUGGUAGCUGUGGUGGCAAGGAAGUUAGAACUUACCAAAGCUGAAAAACAUGUGCAUAAUUUCAUGAUGGACACCCAGCUAACUAAAAGAGUGAAAAAUGCAGCUGCCAAUGUACUCAGGGAAACAUGGUUAAUUUAUAAAAACACAAAGCUGGUUAAAAAGAUAGACCAUGCAAAAGUAAGGAAACAUCAGCGCAAAUUCUUGCAAGCUAUUCAUCAAUUAAGAAGUGUAAAAAUGGAGCAAAGGAAACUGAAUGACCAAGCCAACACUUUGGUGGACCUGGCAAAGACUCAAAACAUCAUGUAUGACAUGAUUUCUGACUUAAAUGAAAGAAGUGAAGAUUUUGAGAAGAGAAUUGUUACUCUGGAAACUAAACUGGAAACCUUAAUUGGUAGCAUUCAAGCUCUCCCUGGACUGAUUAGCCAGACGAUCAGCCAGCAACACAGGGAUUUCCUUGAGGCUCAGAUGCAAAAUUAUGAUAAGCAUGUUACCUACAGUGCUGAGCGAUCACGAUCUUUGUCAAGAAGAAGGAGAUCCUCCUCCACAGCACCACCAACUUCAUCGGAGAGUAGCUAGAAGACAAUAAGUUAACUGCAAAAUAAAGACUUUUUGCCAUCAUAUGGUCAAUAUUUUAGCUUUUAUUGUAAAGCCCUAUGGUUCUAACCAGUGUUAUCUGGGUUCUGAUGUCAGAGUCCUGGAAACCUGAACACAAUGUUUUAGGCCAAAACGAGUUAAAACUCUUCUUUUUUCUUUUUUUUUUUCCCCCUCCUCCUCUCAGAUGCACAAUGAAUGCACCUAUUAUUGCUAUAUUACAUUGUUCCUCCUGCAAUUUCACUGACUUUUUAUUCAUGCAUUUCAAACAAUCUUUACUUACUAGAAUAUAUAAUAUAAUAAAGAAGUUAAUUUCUGCA